CACGUGUCUCGAUAGCCAGGAAACUGUAGAACGGAGCGCCAAUCAGAAGGCGAAUAAUCAAGAGGAAACGGAUGUGACUUCAGGCUGCAGGCGGAAGUUGAAGAAUCCACAGCACGAAACGGUGUCGAAGAGCACUGAGCUUUCUUGGCACAAUGGGUCAUCACUUCGGAGAUUUGGCCAAGAUAAGGCAUGUGAUCACCUACAGUAUUUCUCCCUUUGAGCAGAGGGCUUUCCCAAACUACUUGUCUAAAGGAAUCCCGAAUGUUUGGAGACGAUUUAAAUCAUCUGUAUUCAAGAUUGCCCCACCCAUGAUCGUGAUGUACAUGACCUACACGUGGGGCAAUCACGUUCACGAACAGACCAAGAAAAAGAAUCCAGCAGACUACGAGAAUGACCAGUGAAAUCGCUCAGCUGAGGAUGCGUCCAUGUUUAACUUCCUGUUUCUGUUCAAUAAAGAAAAUAUUUAUGUGAAAAAUGGAUUUCUGACUCAUUGCCAAUUAAUCUCUUUGAACCAAUUUAGUUGUUUAAUAAAGUACCUUUUAAUAUGA
Messenger RNA from Puntigrus tetrazona (Sumatra barb), 548 nucleotides. RefSeq names its product cytochrome b-c1 complex subunit 8 (gene uqcrq). Bases 153 to 401 code for a protein of 82 amino acids. Gene Ontology annotation, biological process: mitochondrial electron transport, ubiquinol to cytochrome c. NCBI's taxonomy places the organism in Eukaryota, Metazoa, Chordata, Actinopteri, Cypriniformes, Cyprinidae. The transcript has 3 exons. The record is from RefSeq and is a predicted model, not a curated record.